AUGAUCACAUUGGCAAGAACAGCCCUUCGCGCGCGUGCGGCGCCCUCGCCGUUCCGCCAUGCUGCCGCUCUCCGCUUCCAGUCGACCUCGGUCUCGCACGACCCCAUGACCGGCGAAGCCACGGGCCUCAAGCAUCUCGAUGCCUCGGCCGUCGUCGUCACCCAGUCCAACGCACCUCGCACUCCUCCACCCUCGCAGAGUCUCGUCUUUGGCGCCAACUUCUCCGACCACAUGCUCUCCAUCCCUUGGAACAGCGGCAACGGUUGGGAUGCGCCCAAGAUCCACCCCUACUCGCCGUUGCAACUCGAUCCGAGCGCCGUCAUCUUCCACUACGCACCCUCGCUCUUCGAAGGCAUGAAAGCGUACAAGGACGUCAACGGAAAAGUGCGCCUCUUUCGACCGGACAUGAACAUGAAGCGCAUGAACACGUCGGCUGCGCGCAUCGCCCUCCCUACGUUUGAGGGCGAGCAGCUGAUCUCGUUGAUCAAGAAGCUCGUUGCAAUGGACAAGGGGUGGAUUCCUUCGGAGCCCGGGCACUCUCUGUACAUCAGACCAGCGUUGAUCGGGACAGAAGCGGCACUCGGUGUGCACCCGACAAAGGACGCACUGCUGUUCGUCAUCUGCUCCCCUGUCGGACCGUACUACAAGACUGGGUUCAAACCUGUCGCACUCGAAGCGGAUCCAAACAAGGUACGCGCCUGGCCUGGUGGCACGGGUCAGUACAAGCUCGGUGGAAACUACGCGCCCGGUAUCCUGCCCCAGUUGGAGGCCGCGAGGAGAGGCUACCAGCAGAACUUGUGGCUCUUCGGCGAGGAACACUGGCUCACCGAGGUAGGCACAAUGAACCUCUUCGUCGCACUCAAGAAGGGUGAUGGGGUGGAACUCGUCACUCCCCCACUGAACGGUAUGAUCCUCCCCGGUGUGACCAGGGACUCAAUCCUCCACAUCGCAAAGGAUCACGUCAGCGGCAAGUACCCCAUCGACUCGCUGCCCAAGAACCUCACCGUCUCGGAGCGCGAGAUUAGCAUCCACGAGGUCAUCAAGGCGGAACAGUCGGGCGAGCUGAUCGAGAUGUUUGGCGCUGGAACGGCUGCUGUCGUCAGUCCUGUGGAUCGGGUCGGGUACAAAGGCAAGGAUAUUAAGAUCCCGGCUGGUGAUGGAAUUGGGCCGAUUGCAAAGGCGAUGUUGGAGAGGAUCACCGAUAUUCAGCUGGGCAAGGUCGAGCAUGAGUGGAGCGUUGUGGUUGACGAAGUGUAG
This is a messenger RNA of Kalmanozyma brasiliensis GHG001, 1257 nucleotides long. Its product is annotated as Aminotransferase, class IV. The coding region runs from base 1 to 1257 and encodes 418 amino acids. Gene Ontology annotation, biological process: L-valine biosynthetic process; L-leucine biosynthetic process. The transcript has a single exon. Lineage: Eukaryota; Fungi; Basidiomycota; Ustilaginomycetes; Ustilaginales. The record is from RefSeq and is a predicted model, not a curated record. Gene Ontology annotation, cellular component: mitochondrion. Gene Ontology annotation, molecular function: branched-chain-amino-acid:2-oxoglutarate transaminase activity.